Messenger RNA from Entelurus aequoreus (snake pipefish), 3444 nucleotides. Its product is annotated as prominin-1-A-like. Bases 501 to 3257 code for a protein of 918 amino acids. The record is from RefSeq and is a predicted model, not a curated record. Gene Ontology annotation, cellular component: cell surface; microvillus; prominosome. Gene Ontology annotation, molecular function: cholesterol binding. The transcript is spliced from 25 exons. NCBI's taxonomy places the organism in Eukaryota, Metazoa, Chordata, Actinopteri, Syngnathiformes, Syngnathidae.
AUUAGAUUUUGCUUAACUUUUAAAACGUAUUACAUAAACACAUUAGAUUGUGCUUGACUUUUUGAAAUUAUUACGCUAUUGGAGACCAGUUUCCCCUAAUGCGUUGGCGUGAGCUUUCUACGCAUGCGCCAGUCUGCGGAGUGUCAUGGCGCCAUUUUCAAUGUAGAUUCAUAGAAGAGGAAGCCCGAAGGAGUCAAAUUAAGAUGCGGACGCUGAAGCAGGGAAGUCUGUGGGAACAGAUCAUGUUUCUAUUUACUUCCGUCACAGUAAUCUCCUCUGACGUCACACCCUCAUCUAUCUCAGCGACCCUCCUCCUUCCCUUCCUUCUCAGUGCUCUGGAGAGACAAUGUACACAGUCAACUUGUUGCCACCAGCAGAUCAUAUCAGCUCAGCGUGGGACCGCCGCGUAAGUCUAUGGCGGAUCACAGGGCGUCAAUAAGCAGUGGAUGGUGAGACGCAGGUCAUGAGCCACUGACGGUCCGCCCUUUUGUCGGGUCAGGAUGAAGUCAUGUUGGGGAGUGAGGGGCAGAAGGUGGCGAGGCAUAGCUGCACUGUUCAGUGCGGCUGUGGGACUGGGGAUGCUACAACUCACCACGGCCCAGGCGGUCGGUUCUCCGGCUGAAUGCUCAGCAAAUAAUAUCUUACAAAACGCAGUCCAGCAUAACUACUCUGACGUGGUUGAGUUGGCUCCGAGUGGUGCCAACUUCAUGGCUGGUGUGGUCCAUUCAUUCCUCGCUUGUGUCCAGCCCAGUCCCUUUCCUGAAGAUCUGAUCCUGACCGCAAUUAAAAAUGGGAGCAAAGUGCUGUCAAAUCAGGAGUUCAUCCAACAAGUGUUGAAAUAUGAGGCGGGCUUCCUGGUGUGCGCAGCUAUCGGCAUAGUCUACAUCAUUCUAAUGCCUAUAAUAUUCAUAUUUUUGGUGUGCUGCAAUUGUGGCAACAAUAUGCACCCAAAGGACACUCAUGACUUCCACCGUCGCAGAACAAUCUACUCCUGCAGCAUCCUCGUCACCACAAUCUUUUUAUUUGCUGGGAACGUCUGCAUGUUCAACAGCAACCAGAUGCUUAAAUCCAGUGUGUACCAGAGCCAGGCAAAGCUUGAGAAAACCAUAGAAAACGUCAACAACUUCACCAGUGCAAUACCUAAGGAUGCCCAGUACAUUUUCGAGGAAGGCAACAGGAUUAUAGAAAACUUUGAAAACCAAAUAAAUGAUUUUGGAAACAAGCUUGGUCAGCAGAUCUGGGAUCGCGUAAAAAAAAACGAACUGGAAGAUGUAAUGAAGUCAGUCAGCGUUCUGGAUGAAGAGAUGAAGAAUAUGCAAAAUCAGCUGGAAAGCCUGAACAAGCUGCAAAGCAGCAUGGAGAAGCUCGAGGAAGACAUGAAAGAAGCCGCACAAAGUAUCCAAACCACACUUUCAGACCCUGUGUGUCAAAACUGCAAUGAGCUGGAAAAGAAAGUGAAUGUCAUCAACACCAACAUCCCUGUUCUACCUUCCACUGAAGAUUUCCAGUCUUCAUUGGGUCAAGAUAUGGACUUGAACUCAAAAAUUGAUGAGAUGGAGAGCACAAUCCAGAACGAAAUCAGCACCGGUAGUGCAGACAAGCUAACGGCCCUCAAGCAGCCAGUGAGUCAGGUCAAAAACAAGGUGUCCGAGUUAAAAAAACAGAUUAUUCCCAAGCUAGAGCAGUUGACUCAAGCUCUUCCUUUGGAUAAACUGCAGACAACUAUCAGCUGGUUCAUGGGGCAGCUUGAGAAAGCAGAGGAUAUCAGAUGGGGGGUGUCUCUAGUCCUGUGCUUACUGGUGUUCCUGCUGAUCUUGUCUAACAUCCUGGCUCUCGUCCUGGGCCCUCUUGGUUUGAAACAGAAGGUGGAUCCAUUGGAGCGUUCUUGCAUGGCUGACAGUGCCGGAAAAAUCCUUAUUAUAAGCGCCAAUAUCAACUUCAUCUUUUCCUGGCUGCUCAUGGUGGUGACGCUGCUGCUCUGCCUAAUUGGAGGCAAUGUUUACACUCUGGUGUGUCGGCCUUGGAGCAAUGGGGAGCUCUGGAAGUUUAUUCAAACUCCAGGUUUAAUUCCAGGCUUGAAUUCGAGUAACGUCAUGGGACGCAACAUCACUCUCGAGGGUAUUUACAGAGACUGCGGGGAAAACAAGCCCGCGUGGCAAACGUUCCACUUAGACAAGGACUACAACAUUACAGAGAUGCUCGACAUAGAUGCGUAUAUAAAGAAAAUCGAGGGGAAAUUUGAGAACAUACCGGCUCCAACAAUUCCAAAUUUUGAUGUAGUUACAGUUUUACUCCCUCAGUUCUCUACAAUACCAGAUAUGGACCUUGAAAGCACCAUGCAGCAGAUGAGCGACGCCAUGGGCACCUUGAGCAACCAACUGGCAAGCAUUGCUAAUUUAAUUGAUGGACUGGCUCCUUAUCAAGGCCCAGAAAUAAAAAGCCAGCUCCAGAACCACGCCAAAGUGUUGAGGGGGAUUCAGAGCAGAAUUGAGAAAAACAUCAUCCCACAAAUAAACAAAGGGAAGUCUACUGCGAAGGCCCUAAAAUUCAGUGUAAAGAAAGUCAAGGAUGAAGCAAAUGUUUUGGAUAAUGAACUGCAAACUGCCCCAACUGCUCUCACUACAAAAAUGGUGGCUGUCAUUAAGGAAGAGAGUAUAAAGUUUUUGAACUGCCAGCUGAGUCCCUUCACAGAAUUUGUAAAAAAGGCCAAAACAUUGUUGACCGAGGAGUUGGGCCGCUGUGGGCCCAUUGCUGGGUUUGUGGACUCCACGGAGAGCAUCCUGUGUGCGGACAUCACAGAGUCUCUGAAUGCCUUCUGGUUCAGUCUGGGAUGGUGUGUAGCCUUCUCUAUCCUCUGCGUCUUUUUGGCCAGGAAACUAUCAACGUACUAUAAGAGAAGCAACUAUUCUACUGAUGACAUGAAUAUGUACGGGAGCAAAAGUACGGCCCCAGCCCAGUCAGGUUGGCCAGAAACAGGACCCCCAGAACCGGGCCCACAGAUUCGCCCGGCAGGCCAGCGGCAGGCCGUAGACAGACAGACCCUGCAGAGGACGAGGCUUGGGACAAGCCGGCGACAGUCAGCCCCGAAGCUAGCAAAAAGACGCCCCGCCCUGCCCCGAGGGGCCCAGAUAUUCCCUGCAGCCGUACGGGAAGACCGCCCCGCCCCGCCCCAUAAGCCCAACAAAGUCACUACCCCAAGAGCUAGCCGCCAUGUGACACAGCAAAUUACCACACAACGCACCGAGGUGCCACGAUAGACGCAGGGAGGAGACCCAGCAGGCCCCAACCAAGAUGGGCAUCCAGAAGGGGCGCGGACGGCGGGAUCCAGGGUCCCCAGACACGCAGCCCAGCUGCAGUAGCCCGAGACGGCAACCCCCGUGAGGCAGCAGGCCCCUAGAGCGCCCCGGAAAAAUAAAUAAAUAAAAUAUAUACUGUAUAUAUAUG